CGACUUGAGUUGCGAGCCACCACCAUUUGAAAUUCAAAAUUUGAAUCCCCAUCGCCCAUCGGAGUUGUUCUUCCUCCCCCAUAUUUGUCUACCUACCUUGCAGUAGGAUAGGAAGAGGCGGCGGAUCAAUUCAAAUCUAGAGCAUGGGCUGCGUGUCGUCGGCGUUCCUGGAGGAAGAAGCCGAGGACGGCCGCCGCCGCAUCAUCUCCCACCACCACAUCGUCUCCCUCACCUCCUCCACCUACGGCAUCCUCACCUACUCCGAGCCGCCGCAUCCAACAAAAACCACCUCCGCGCCUCCACCGCCUCCGCCGCCGCCGACGAAUCUCAAACCCGAAACCCAUCCCCAUCCCCAGCCGGAGGAGGUCAUCAACUCGUGGGAGCUCAUGGCCGGCCUCGUCGACCCCUCGACCCCGGCCAGGCCUCCCGCCCCGUCUCCCUCCUGCAAGCCUAAACGCCGCAUCCGCUUCCCUCUCCGCCCAAUCGACGGCAACGCCAAGCCAGGCGCCCGCGCUCCUCCCCCGGCGGCUUCGGCGGUGCUCUACACCACCUCCCUCCGCGGGGUCCGCGCCACCUUCGAGGCCUGCAACGCCGUCCGCGCCGCGCUCCAGGCCCACGGCGUCGCCUUCAGGGAGCGCGACGUCUCCAUGGACCGGAGCUUCAGGGAGGAGCUCCGGCAGCAGCUGCUCUCCCCCGCCGCCUGCUCGCUCCCCAGGCUCUUCGUGCGGGGCCGCCACGUCGGCGGCGCGGAGGAGGUGCUCCGCCUGGACGAGCAGGGCCUGCUGGCGCCGCUGCUGGAGGGCCUGCCCAGAUCAGGCACCUACAGCUGCGACGGCUGCGGGGGCAUGAGCUUCCUGCCCUGCUUCGACUGCUCGGGGAGCCGCAAGGUGGCCGUGCCCGUGCCCGGCAACCAACCUGGCUGCAGGCGGCGGACCACGGUGGUGGUGCGCUGCGGGGAGUGCAACGAGAACGGCCUCGUGCUCUGCCCGAUCUGCUCCUGACCUGACUGCGCUUCUUCCUGCCCCAUUCAGAUCAGCCCCUUAUCUUCUGCUCCUCCUCCUCUAAUAGUGCUGCACUAGUACUAAUCAAUCAAGUUAUUUUCACCAAGCUUGGAAUGGGAGAUGAGUGGUUGUAGUCAAGCCAGGCCUGGUCGUUCAUGAUCAAUUCCAAGAGAAAUGCUGUUCUCCCUCCUAUAUUACUACUGUAGUAGUAAACUGAAAGUCUGAAACUGAAAUUCACAGA
This is a messenger RNA of Panicum virgatum (switchgrass), 1242 nucleotides long. RefSeq lists its product as uncharacterized. NCBI's taxonomy places the organism in Eukaryota, Viridiplantae, Streptophyta, Magnoliopsida, Poales, Poaceae. The transcript has 2 exons. The record is from RefSeq and is a predicted model, not a curated record. Bases 144 to 1001 code for a protein of 285 amino acids.